Messenger RNA from Phytophthora sojae, 3921 nucleotides. RefSeq lists its product as hypothetical. The record is from RefSeq and is a predicted model, not a curated record. NCBI's taxonomy places the organism in Eukaryota, Oomycota, Peronosporomycetes, Peronosporales, Peronosporaceae. Bases 1 to 3843 code for a protein of 1280 amino acids. The transcript is spliced from 2 exons.
AUGCUGCCAAGAGGGGAGCCCAAUCCAUCUGCAGUCCUGCCUGGCGGCCAGUGGUUCGCCUUGCAUCUCUUCACUCGCUUGCUGGGCUCCAUUGAUUGGCAUUGCUCCACCGCCGACGCAGGAAGGAAGGACCCCCCCGACGCGAUGGACCCGUUCACGGAGCUGCGCAAGCACGCGGGCGGCGCGCACCCGCAGAAGGCCAAGCUGAAUGUGGUGCUGGCCGCCAUCUGCGACGUCAUCUACGAGCGCCGUGGCAGCGGCGACCGCUCGUCGCCCAUCUCGCCCACCGAGUACUUCGCCGCGCUCAUGACGGCGCUGGACGCCGCCUCGGACUCGCACCGGCAGGAGGUCGCGCAGCUGCUGUCCAUGGUGCUGCCGGACGUGCCGGACGCCGUGCUGCGCGGCAAGUUCGCGGCCGUGGCCAAGUGCCUCACCACCGUGCUGCAGGAGGCCGGAGACGACGCCGCGCUGCUGCGCUCGGCCAGCGCGUGUCUGGCGCUGGCGCUCAUGGCGCAGGAGCCGUCGGCCACGGCCUGGGCGCGCCCCGAGCUGCUGCGCAGCUUCCAGUUGCUGCUGACGCUCGCCAUGGACACGCGCCCCAAGGUGCGCAAGGCCGGCCACAAGUGGACCAUGGACAUCCUGGAGCUCCACACCGCCAAGGGCUGCGACGCCCUCUCCACACACAUCGCCAGCUUUGCCGAGAACGUCUUCGCCAGCUCGGGCAAGGACGGCAAGGACGACCAGCGCCUGGUGCUGCUCGUCGCCUUUCUCAAGCUGGCGCUGCCGCUGCUGCAACGCAAGGUCGUGGCCUCGCUCGUUUCGGCCCUCGCCAAGUUCCUGGAUGCCAACUCCAAGACGCUGCGUCUUGUCACGUACGAGGCGCUGGACGCGCUGAGCGCUGCGCCCGAGUCGCAGCUGACGGCGGACGCGCUUCGCAAGCUGGUGAUCGCUGUGCUGGACGCUCAAAGCAGUGGAUCUCUGGAGGCCCAGGGCGGACCCGUCGCCAUCUACGCUGUUCGCAUUCCCUCUCAGUCUCUCGUGCGUCUUGCCGCUGUUAACACCGAGGCGGCUCGCGAGCUGCUGCCUCGUGUGGUGAGCGCUAUCUGCUCCCACAUUUCCACUGAGAACGACCGCACCCAGCGUCAGGCUACUCGCUCGCUGCUGGAUGUCCUGAAGGCUACGCUGACCCCCGAAGUUUUGGAGACGGAAGGCACGUUCGAGGACGUCGCCCGCGUGCUCGCCUCGCUGCAGAGUCUCACAUCGCUGCGCUUCCAGAGCGCUUGGAACCACGUCUUCCCCCUGAUCGCUGAGCUUUUCCGCUUCUACGGAGCCGCCAGUCGCCCCGCGCUAGAGCCCAUUCUCGUUACGUGCUGCGAGCUGCACGAGGCCGCCGACCAGCUUCCGCAGCAGCAGCAGGGAGGUAAGAGCGCCAAGGCCCUUUCGGACCUGUUCGCUCUUGCUGCGGGUGCUGCCGUUGAGGCUCUGGGCCCGCGUGCCUUCCUCGAGAUUGUUCCUAUUGACCACCCCACCGAGGUUGUGAGCGAGCAGCGUGCCUGGCUGCUGCCUGUUUUCCGUGAUGCGCUGCGCGCUGCCCAGCGCGGCGGUGAGCUUGCUUUCUUCGCGGACGUCGUGCUGCCCAUGGCUCGUGCUUGCGAGGCUGGUGCGCGUGAGCCGAGUGUCACCCCGUUGCAGGCCAAGAAGCUACAGACCCGCGCUAUCCAGCUCUGGUCGCUUUUCCCGAGUGUGUGUGCCCGUGCCGUGGACAUCGUCACCCACUUCAAGAAGAUCGCCAAGGUUCUCGCGAGCGCGAUGGCUGACAAGCGCUAUCCUGAGCUGCGCCUUGCCGUCUGCCAGGGUCUCCAGGCUCUCGUGAAGCGCACGCGUGCGCUGCAGAAGUCGGUUGCUCGCCGUUACCACCGCGAGAAUGACGACGCCGAGCUUGAAGAUGCUGAGGAGGAGGCUGAAGAGGAGGAAGAUGAAAUGGAGCAACUGGACGAGGCGAAGCUGGCGCGUGACCGUGCUGCUCUGGCCAAGUUUUCGGGUCGCUACGUGCCGCUGCUGCUGUCGUUCGUGGAGGAACUGGACCCGGAGAAGGACACUGAACGUGCUCAGGUGCUGCUGGAUACGCUGGAGGGCUUUGCGUCGCUUGCUGAAGCCGAGCUAAUCGGCACGACUUUCAAGAAGGUGAUGCAGAAGCUGCUUGAGGCGACGACGGAGGCUAAGAAGGUUGAGGCCGAAGGUGCUGGCAGUCAUUCCAAGCGCGCGACCAAGCUCCGACAGACGUCCCAUGCUCAGAUGGCUCUUGCAUUGGCCCUCUUGGCUCACGUGGACGACUCGAAUGUGGCGCUGCUGUACCGUGUGAUCAAGCCCUACUUGCUCGACGAUGCCGAUGCUGCGAUGCAGAAGCGCUCGUACGCCGCUUUGGUGGCCAUUUGCGACUCGCACCCUAAGUUUUUGUCCGAGGAGUCCCAGCUGCAGGACCUGACCCGUGCUAUCUGCGAGUCGCUUCUCACUUGCUCGGUUCCGGCCAAGAAAAUGCGUCUGCGUGUGCUCGCCCACCUGAUCCGCGCGCUGCAGGCUCAGCCUGCUACCGAUGGUCUGGCCGAGAAGGAACUUGUUCCUAACCUCGUGGGUGAGAUUAUGCUUUGUACUAAGGAGGCUAACGGCAAGGCUCGCGAGGCCGCGUUCGAGUUGCUGGUGGCUAUGGUUAUGCUGCUCCGCGCGCGCGACCCGCAAAACGGAUUGAUGGAGUUCAUUCAGAUGGUCCUCGGUGGUCUGGCUGCUCGCACACCUCACAUGCGUAGCGCUGCCGUCAUUUGCCUGAGUCGUCUGGUAUUCGAGUUCGGUCGUGAGGACCCUUCCAUUGCUCAGGCCAUGCCGGCGCUGCUCAAGACCGUUCUCAUGCUGCUGCACGAGAAGGCGCGCGAGGUGAUCAAGAGCGUCAUCGGCUUCAUGAAGCUGGGUAUUGCUGUCCUGCCUAAGGAGCAGCUGGAGCAGUUCCUCCCCGACAUCAUUAAUGGUCUGCUGGUGUGGAUCGGUGAGAGCAAGAACCGUUUCCGCGCAAAGACCCGUAUUAUCCUUAUCAAGUUGUGCCGCAAGUUCGGCUACGAGCACGUCGCUGCUCUCGUGCCCGAGGAGGACCGUGCGCUGAUUCGCCACAUUAAGAAGACCAAGGAGCGCGAGGACAAGAAGAAGUCGGAGCUGGCGGCUGAGGCUGCGGAGCGCCGUGCUGCCAAGAAGAACCGUGACGCGUUCGAGGAGUUCAUGGCUGACUCGGACGACGAAGGUGACGACGAUGAGGCGGCGGUCAUGCAGGUGUUGAAGCGCAAGAAGGAUCUGCACAAGAAGAACAAGGGUGGCAAGGUCAUCCGCGAGGACGAAGACGACAUCAUGGAUUUCCUGGACGACAACGCUGCGGUCAAGAACAUUUUCUCGGCGCAGAAGGGUGGCCACGAUGACGAUGAGAGCGAUGACGAGUUCCAGAUGACCAAGGAUGGCCGCAUGAUCAUUCCUGGCGGUGAGGACGACGACAUGGAGGGCGGAAGCGACAGUGACGACGAGGACAAGAUCAAGCAGGAUGUCGCCUCGCAGCUGCAGCGUAUGGGGCUGCACAACAACAGCAAAAACGACAAGAACGGCCGGGCGAAGCGCAAACGCGGUGACGAGGAUGUCAGCAGCGGACGUGAGUACCGUGCGAAGAAGGCCAGCGGUGACAUCAAGAAGAAGGGCAAGCUGGAGCCGUACGCUUACAUUCCUUUGGACCCCAAGCUUAUGGCCAAGCGCAACAAGCGCGAGGCUGUGACUCGCUAUGGCAACGUUGGAAAGAGGCGGGGCAAGAAAUAAGCCUCGUCACUAGCAAGGCGUAGGUACUGUAGACAUCAUACAGCUAGACCCGAGAGCAGGGUGCGUGACUGAAUAUCC